CCUGGACACCGGCCGGCGGGGCCCGGCGCCCAGCCCUGGAGCGCCUGGGGCCGCGGCGGGCGGGCGGCAGGGCGGGGCCGGGGGCGGGGCGGGCGGCCGGGCCCCGGGCUCCUCCCCUCUCCGCGGGCCCAGUCGCCCUUUGGCCGGGCAAGCUGCUCACCGCGGCCCAAUGACGACGAGGCCCUACCCUUCCCGCCCAGGACCCAGAGAGACGAUCGAGGGGGAGCCCGAGGCGGCCUCACUGCUGUCGCCGACACCGCGGCUGCAGCCACAGCUCCCCGGCUCCACGGAGACGCCAGCUCGCCUUAGACUUCCCCAGCGCCCGGCCCUCCGGGACGGCACCUAACAACAACCGUUGCCCGCAUCAGGACUUGGCUGGCGAGAUACUUUGUACCAGCAGGCUCGAGGCCCGGGACCAUCGAGGUGGUGGGGACCCAGGAUCCAGGGAACAUGGGAACCGGAGUCCUAGCCUCGGAGCAGACCGGCUGUGCCAAAGGGCAUCCACAAGAUACUGAAGGCACUGAGGGUAUGCAGGUUACAGACUGCGAGAGCCCUGAGGACAGUCGACCCCAAAAUGAGCCUGGCUACUGCGAUCCAGAGGACUCUGGGCAGCUGAUGGCUUCCUAUGAGGGUAAAGCUAAGGGCUACCAGGUGCCUCCCUUUGGCUGGCGCAUCUGCCUGGCUCAUGAGUUUGCAGAGAAGAGGAAACCCUUUCAUGCCAACAACAUCUCCCUAAGCAACCUGAUAAAGCAUCUGGGCAUGGGCAUGAGGUACUUGCAGUGGUGGUACCAGAAGACCCAGGUAGAGAAGAAGACACCUUUCAUCGACUUCAUGAAUUGUGUACCCCUGAGACAGAUCUACGGUUGUCCCUUGGGUGGUAUCGGGGGAGGCACUAUCACACGUGGCUGGAGAGGCCAGUUCUGUCGUUGGCAACUUAAUCCUGGAAUGUACCAGCACCGGACAGUCAUCGCUGACCAAUUCACAGUGUGCUUGCGUCGGGAAGGGCAGACUGUAUACCAGCAAGUCCUAUCCGUGGAGCGCCCAAGGGUCCUGCGCAGCUGGAACUGGGGCCUGUGUGGGUACUUUGCAUUCUACCAUGCCCUCUAUCCCCGAGCUUGGACUGUCUAUCAGCUUCCUGGCCAGAAUGUCACCCUUACCUGCCGCCAGAUCACACCCAUCUUGCCCCAUGACUACCAGGACAGCAGCCUGCCUGUUGGAGUCUUUGUGUGGGACGUGGAGAAUGAAGGAGAUGAAGCCCUAGAUGUUUCCAUCAUGUUCUCCAUGCGGAAUGGCCUGGGGGAUGGAGAUGAUGCCCCAGGGGGUUUGUGGAACGAGCCCUUCUGUCUGGAGCAGGAUGGGGAGACCACACAGGGGCUGCUGCUGCACCAUCCAACCCUCCCAAAUCCCUACACGAUGGCUGUGGCUGCACGACUUACGGCAGAUACCACGGUAACCCACAUCACAGCCUUUGACCCUGACAGCACUGGGCAGCAGGUGUGGCAGGAUCUACUUCAGGAUGGACAGCUGGACUCCCCCGCUGGCCCAAGCACUCCUACGCAGAAAGGGGUAGGCAUUGCUGGGGCUGUGUGUGUUGCUGGCAAGCUGUCACCUCGAGGCCGGUGCCGCCUGGAGUUCUCACUGGCUUGGGACAUGCCCAGAAUCAUGUUUGGAGCUAAGGGCCAGGACUACUACAGGAGGUACACAAGGUUCUUUGGCCCUGAUGGUGAUGCAGCACCCGCCCUUAGUCACUAUGCACUGUGCCGGUAUGCAGACUGGGAAGAGAGGAUCUCGGCUUGGCAAAGCCCUAUAUUGGACGACAGAUCCUUGCCUGCCUGGUACAAAUCUGCACUGUUCAAUGAACUAUAUUUCCUGGCCGACGGAGGCACAGUAUGGCUGGAAGUUCCUGAGGACUCCCUACCAGAGGAGCUGGCGGGGAGCAUGUGUCAGCUCCGCCCCAUCCUACAAGAGUAUGGCCGAUUUGGCUACCUUGAAGGCCAAGAAUAUCGCAUGUACAACACAUAUGAUGUCCACUUUUACGCUUCCUUCGCCCUCAUCAUGCUCUGGCCCAAACUAGAGCUCAGCCUGCAGUAUGACAUGGGCCUGCCCUCCAUUUGUGUGUCUGCUCCCCCAGCUCUGGCCACUCUUGGGGAGGACCUGACAAGGCGACGGUACCUGAUGAGUGGGGUGAUGGCACCUGUGAAAAAGCGGAAUGUCAUCCCCCAUGAUAUUGGGGACCCAGAUGAUGAGCCAUGGCUCCGGGUCAAUGCGUAUUUGAUCCAUGACACUGCUGACUGGAAGGACCUGAACUUGAAGUUUGUGCUACAGAUUUAUCGGGACUAUUACCUGACGGGUGACCAGGGCUUCCUGAGAGACAUGUGGCCUGUGUGUCUGGCUGUGAUGGAGUCUGAAAUGAAGUUUGACAAGGACCAAGAUGGACUCAUUGAGAAUGGAGGCUACGCAGAUCAGACCUAUGAUGGAUGGGUCACCACAGGCCCCAGUGCUUACUGUGGAGGACUGUGGCUGGCAGCUGUGGCUGUGAUGGUCCAGAUGGCUGCUCUGUGUGGGGCACAGGACGUCCAGGACAGGUUUUCUUCCAUCCUCAGCCGGGGCCAAGAAGCAUAUGAGAGACUGCUGUGGAAUGGCCGCUAUUACAACUAUGAUUGCAGCUCUCAGCCUCAGUCUCGUAGCAUCAUGUCUGACCAGUGUGCUGGCCAGUGGUUCCUGAGGGCCUGUGGCCUCGGAGAAGGAGACACUGAGGUAUUUCCUACCCGACACAUAGUCCGUGCUCUCCAGACUAUCUUUGAGCUCAAUGUCCAGGCCUUUGCAGGAGGGGCCAUGGGGGCUGUGAAUGGGAUGCAGCCCCAUGGUGUCCCUGAUAGAACCAGUGUCCAGUCUGAUGAAGUCUGGGUGGGUGUGGUCUACGGGCUGGCAGCCACCAUGAUCCAGGAGGGCCUGACUUGGGAGGGCUUCCGGACAGCAGAAGGCUGCUACCGUACCGUGUGGGAGCGCCUGGGCCUGGCCUUCCAGACUCCUGAGGCCUACUGCCAGCAGCAGGUGUUCCGCUCGCUGGCCUACAUGCGGCCACUGAGCAUCUGGGCUAUGCAGCUGGCCCUGCAGCAGCAGCAGCAUAAAAAAGCCUCCAGGCCAACAGCCAAACAGGGCACAGGACUAAGCACAGGGCCUACAUGUGGACCAAAGGAAGCCAUGGCAAACCUGAGCCUAGAGUGAGCUCUCUGAACUAUAAGAGGGAGGCUCUAACAGUCCAGCCUCCAGCCUGGCCUUCCCUCCUUCUCCCUCACCAAGUCUCCUGCAUCCCUGAGCCACCAGGACAAUCACAUCCCUUCCCUUCUCCCCACCCACCUGCACCAGUAAAGAGGGACUGAGAUUGCCCAAGGCAUCAGGAUCACUUAUUUAUUUCUUUCCUCACCCCUUCCCCUCAUCGCAUGAAAUCUUCAGGGAGGUCAGUGGAUUCCCCCAGGCCCGUUCAUAGGGUGAUAGACACAUAUGGGUACAAAUAAAAGACCCCAAAAGCCA
Equus quagga is the source of this 3534-nucleotide messenger RNA. It is a transcript of the gene GBA2, whose product is annotated as glucosylceramidase beta 2. Bases 451 to 3228 code for a protein of 925 amino acids. Gene Ontology annotation, molecular function: beta-glucosidase activity; glucosylceramidase activity. The transcript has 17 exons. Lineage: Eukaryota; Metazoa; Chordata; Mammalia; Perissodactyla; Equidae. Gene Ontology annotation, cellular component: membrane. The record is from RefSeq and is a predicted model, not a curated record. Gene Ontology annotation, biological process: carbohydrate metabolic process; central nervous system development; glucosylceramide catabolic process.